Molecule: messenger RNA, 1260 nt
Organism: Cornus florida
Lineage: Eukaryota; Viridiplantae; Streptophyta; Magnoliopsida; Cornales; Cornaceae
Exons: 9
Coding region: 77-955 (292 amino acids)
Source: RefSeq, a predicted model, not a curated record
UUCGUAAAUUCAGAAACUUGUGAUUUGAGUUACGUAUGAAGGAGCAGAGGAGAGAAGACAAGCAGGACAGACAACAAUGGAGGUCUCACUGGUUUUGCUUCCCGCCAUAUUGCUAUCUCUUUGCUGUCCCUCCGAUUCGAAGGUUCUGAUUUCUCAGAUCGGAAAUCAAACGUCAUGUGGAAACCACCGUUUGACCUGCGAUUUGGAAGAGGCGAAGCUCAAGAUCACUCGAUUAGAAUCCAUCCUUGGAGAAACUAUCCAAGACUUAAAUGCUAAAAGUCUCCGUCUCAAAGAAACUGAGAGGCUAAUUGAGGAGAUGAGCCAUGAGAUUGAUCAUCUGCAAUCUGCCUUGUUCACUUUAAAGGGUGACUAUUCAUAUGCGGAUGAAAGGCUUAAUCUGCUACAAGAAGAGGUGCGACGGCUUUGGGCUGCUUCCAGAAAGAACAACUUUGAGCUUCAUAAUUUAGAGUUAAAAGCACAAGAUGCUGAGAACAGAUUGGAAAUGGUGACUUCAAAAGUUGAAAAGAUGGCUGACAUUGUAACUGAACAGUGGAUUCAAAUUCAGCACCUUGAGCAGGCUCUUCAAAUCUCAAAAAUGAGAUCAUGGAAGGUUAGAAGACAAGUAAGCUCCGGAAGAUGCAUGUUCUUGAAGUUCAUUAAAACCCCUUUUGGAAAUCUUUAUCAAAAGUUAAGAGAGAUGCUGGAUCCAUUUUUAUUUGACAAAGGAUCUGCUUUUGGAUCCUACUUGUGUCAAGGUUUUCAUCACUUACCAAGAAUCUUGUCAGCAGCAAAGAAGUAUCAUCACGAGUUGCAAGGUAUUGUUAAGCAGGAAAUGGGAAAAAAUGAAUUUACUGCAGCUUUUGCUAACAAGGAAGUCGUAUUUUUUGUGGUUUCUGCUCUGAUUACCUUUCCAAUAAUUGGUGCUUGGAUGUUACUCUCUUCACUAUUCGGCUAGCUGGGGAUAAUCUUUCAUGGCGAAGGUGCAGCUUUUGGCCUCGGUAAUUGUUGGACAUAAAAUGACUGACACGUAUAGGAUAACCUUACAUCAGCUCCAUAAUUAGAGUUAAAUUGGCAUAUCAUCUUGUAUAUAAGUUUAAUAAACAUCUAAACAUGUACGUUUAUCUUCAUUUGUAAUGCUUAUAACCAUACCCACUGAUCCAUAUUCAAUUUUGCAAUUAACUUGCAAUCAUUACAAUUUGUAUUAAAAGUACAUCCAAUACAAUGCAUCUAUGAGUAAAUUCUGUACUAUUUUUCCUUUCA